Molecule: messenger RNA, 1596 nt
Organism: Penicillium daleae
Lineage: Eukaryota; Fungi; Ascomycota; Eurotiomycetes; Eurotiales; Aspergillaceae
Product: pH-signaling protein PalC
Exons: 2
Coding region: 1-1596 (531 amino acids)
Biological process (GO): cellular response to pH
Cellular component (GO): plasma membrane
Source: RefSeq, a predicted model, not a curated record
AUGGUCUACGCAUUCACCCUUCCAACGACCUCUCCCCUCUCAUUCCAAACAUUCAUAUCCUCGUCCACACACCCCUCACUCCCACAAUCUGCAUCCACAGCCCGCCAUGCCCUCCGCCUCGCCCUCAAAGCCCACAAACGUCUACCCCGCGGCCCGCGACAAGACGCCCAUCUCCCAACCGUUCUCUCCGCUCUAAACGAAUACAUACCAUAUCUAUUCGCCAUCUCCCACGGCCUCUCCGGCCAAUCUACCCAGAAUGACCCCUCAAUCUCUAGCACGGGCAUAAGCGCCAGAGAAAAGAUCGAGGUAACGCUCCGCGCCGAGAUCGAGUCCGCAUGGAAACCAACUCUCUCCGCCAGCAGCGGCCUCAAUCUACACGCACCCACCACCACACCAGGCGCGAAAUCUAUCCGGCCACGAGGCGGUCGUAUCUCAGGCCAGGGACUUGAUUUUGAAAUCGCAUUCACGCUAACAACGCUGGGCUAUGUGCUAAGUCGACUCGCGCGCGCUGGAGUCCUGGAAUCACUCUAUGCCCCAACAACCCAAUCGCACGAGCAGCGCACAGCCGCGGUCCAAAACGCGACGCGGAAUCUACUCCAAGCAAGCUCGGUACAUGCUCUACUUGCCUCGUCGCCUGCCUUUUCUGCCGCAACGACGGCCACGGUGCCUGAUAUUGAUGCGAGUACGCAAUCGGCCUUGUCGGCACUGGCUCUGUCUGAAGCGACGUUACUGGCUGUUUUGAAGGAUGAUGCGUAUGUUACUGCGUGUAUUCAGUCGCGCAAUCCGAAUGACCGGGAGUGGAUGGUGCGGGCGCCUGAGAUUCCCAAGGUUCGCGCGCUGCUGUUUGCGAGACUGUGUGUUCGCGCGGCGGAGUAUGCAGAGCAGGCUGCUGCAGGGUUGAGUGCGGCUGGAUCUGGGGCUGGGAGGAUGGGUAGGGUUGAUGAGGAGGUUACUCGGUAUGCGGGUAUUUUGGGACGUGUUGCUCGAGCCCGGGCGUGUCGAUUUUUCGGUAUUGAUGCUGAGUUGGCUGGGAAGGUUGGGGAGGGCAUUGCGUGGUUGCGGGCUGCGAGGACGCCUUUGGGUUUGCGGGGUGGUGCGGGAUCAUCCUCGUCGGGUCAGGAUGAUGGUAGUGGAACGGGCAAGGGUGGUUUCUCAAGAUUGAAACGCGAAUGGGCGGAGCGGAGAGAGGAGAAGAAACUUGGUAAAGAUGCUGGUGGAGGACGUGGUGAUAAAGGUGUUUUGGACCCGGGUGACGAUGCAGGCCGUGACGAGGAGGGUCGAGUGAUUGCAAUGUUGGAGACGAAGUGGAUGAAGAUGAAUGACACCAUCAAUACGCAAGCGAUCCCUCCGUCUGCUCCAUUGCUGGCGAAUCUCCCGUCAGGUCGAGAUAUUCACACGCCCCCUGCACCGUAUAAGGCGGCCUCUUUGGACGAGGAUCAGCUGGUUCGAAUGCGGGCUCUGCCGGAUGAAAGCGUGAAUAUGCGCUUUGGAAGUGAUCCAGAUGACAGCGAAGAGGAAGCUGUGACGGCUGGCGGCCCGACGGCACCUGGUGCAUUCCCUGAUCGUAGUCAGACUGCUUCGAAUGUGUACUACUGA